CCAGCUUUAGACUUCACUAGAGAUAGUGCUGUGUGCCUCGAAACUUCAGUGUCAUAAAAAGCACUUCUUCUAUUUAGAGCUUUUGGUUACAAUCGUUGCUAUCAAUAAAUUGGUUGAGGUGUAGAAACUAACAAUGAGUAGUUUAUAUAACCAUCGAAAUCAGAUUUUGCUGGAAUCUAUAGCAAUAUGAAGAGCACAUUACAAUUAUUUGAGGUUUUACUACUAAUGUGCGUGAUUGCAAUCCAUGGAUUUGAUCCUCAUUUUAAUCCUUAUAUGCAGGUGCAGGUGUGUUUGGUGCUGAUGAAGAUGAAGUGAAGUCAGUGUCAGUGAUGGAGGGAGAUUCUGUCACUCUGAACCCUGAUCCUGAUCAAAUACAGGGAUUUAUUCAGAUACUAUGGAGGUUUGGAGAUCCAGUCAUUGCUCAAAUCAAUAGAAAAGUGACCUCCUAUCCCAGUUACACUGAUAUAUUCAGUGGCAGACUGCAGCUGGAUCAGACUGGAUUUCUCACAAUAAACAACAUGAGAAUUAAACACUCUGGACUUUAUAAAAUAGAGGUCAUUAAAAAAGCUGUGAUUUCAAAUAUAAAAUUCACAGUUACUGUCUAUGAGUCACCAUCUGCUGUUGAUGCUGGUGUAACUGACAUGAAGCUCAUGUCAGUGAAAGAGGGAGAUCCUGUCAUUCUUCAGACUGGCGUUCCUCAACUAACCGGAGAUAUGCUGAUAGUGUGGAGGUUUGGAGAUGAAGGAAAACUCAUAGCUAAACAUGAUAUAGAGGCCAAAAGCUCACCAUUAUAUGAUGAGAGAUUCAGAGACAGACUGAAGCUGAAUGAUCAGACUGGAUCUCUGACCAUCACAAACACCAGAACAACCGACUCAGGACACUAUAAAGUGAAAAUCAGCAGCAACAAACAGACCUUAUACCAGAAAUACAUUGUUACUGUCAGUGAACCAGGUCUGUCUCCAGCAGCUGUAGCAGGGAUUGUUGUUGCAGGGAUUGCUGUUCUCCUGGUGAUUGGUUUGAUUUACCAUCGCCAAACGAUCGCAGAACUAGCAAAGAUAGUGUCAGGAGUGGAGGGAGAAGAUGUCGAACUAAAAACUGGUGUUACUAAAAUACAGACAAGUGAUCUGAUAGAGUGGAAGGGUGGAAAUAAAGACAAUCUCAUUGCUCAAAUCAAAGAAGGGACUAUCACUUCAUAUGAGGAUGUUCUUUAUGGGAUAUUCAGAAACAGACUAAAGCUGGACAUGAAGACUGGAUCUCUGACCAUCAACAACCCCAGAAUUGAACACACUGGACCCUACAAGUUUCUGAUCAACGAGAAAUGCAAGAAGAGAUUUAUUGUUUAUAUCAAAGUGAGGACACUGACAGUGAAGGAGAAUGAUUCUGACACUCUAGAGACUAAAACUGAAAUACAGACCGGUGAUGAGAUACGGUGGAUGUUUGGAGAUAAAGAUGCUCUCAUAGCUGAAAUCAAAGGAGAGACCAGAGAGGUGACUACAUAUGAUGGUCCUGAUGGGAGAUUCAGAGACAGACUGGAGCUGGACAUGGCGAAUGGAUCGCUGACCAUCAAAAACAUCACAGCUGAUCACGCUGGAAUCUAUAAACUACUGAUCCUCAGCUCAGGAAGUACCUUGUGCAGUAAAUUCUUCAUUUAUGUCAAAGAAUCCACAGGGAGUGAGUGAAUAAAUCAGCGAGUGUGAAGCCACUGAUGAAUGGAGAGAAUGUGGAUGAAGUUAAUGAGGAGGGGAGGAGAUCACUUUAAUAACAUAAGACCCGCCCACCAGUGUCAAUCACUCUGACAUCAUCAGCAAUUAUAUAUACAGUAUAUUAUAAAUAUUAAAUAUUAUUAUAUUAGUUUUACAUAAUAAAUUACAUGUGUUAUCCAGUUUAAUUUAAAUAAUUCAAUGAAUUAGGUCUGGAUGUCAGAUUGUAUAUGCAACCCGAAUUUAUAGUGCCUUUGUUUGCAUGCUAAUGUAUGAAUGUGUUGGUUUUAUUGAUUUCCACUAAAGCGUCUGAUUAUCUCCUGAUAAUUAUCCCCAUGAGCUUCAAGACUGCUUCAGUGUUGUGUUUUAACACGAGUUUGGUUAAACGCUGAGCAGUAUUCAUCAGGUUUUGUUCACACAAAUGCUGAAUCUUCAGAAAAAUCAAAAUUAUUGUUGUAUUACCUGUGGUUGUCUUGCUGAAAAGCUUUUCAUUUGGUGAUUCAAAAAUCCCUUGACUGUU
Molecule: messenger RNA, 2220 nt
Organism: Carassius auratus (goldfish)
Lineage: Eukaryota; Metazoa; Chordata; Actinopteri; Cypriniformes; Cyprinidae
Exons: 8
Coding region: 330-1679 (449 amino acids)
Source: RefSeq, a predicted model, not a curated record